UAUCCAUGGCAACAGCAGACUGCAGGAUAGAUGGAACGAUGUCAUUUGGAGUUAAAAGCCUCUCUGCUAUAUGACAUCAUAAUGUCAGGAUGGAACGGAAUGAUGUAAUUAAGCCAUAUUUAGUGUAUAAGUACAGGACUGGCACCAAGUGUGAAUCAGAGACAUUAUUCCACUCAGAGAAGUUUGACAGUCACACGUUCGUGCACUUUGCAAACGGAAAAACAUUGACAGAGGAGAAUAUCAACUGAUCCUACAGAAGUCAUGUCGGAAUACGUUGAAUCCAAGGUUUACCCUUCAGAAGAUUUCCACUCCGGUUCUUCGGAAGGUCAGUUUAAUUGUGAACUGAAGGACGGCGAGGCGGGGCGAACCCAAAGUGCACCCGAGGAGAGAAACCUCCUCCAGUCCAGUUUCCACGUUCGGCUCCGAGAACAGGACGACGUCGACUGGAGCCGUGAGAGAAAAGUAAUGCAGAUGAAUAUGGAGUUCAUGAAAUCGGAGCUGGAGCGGCUCGGAGGCGCGCUCCAGAACGCCCAUGGACAAGGUGCUAAGCAGUGGCUGUUCAUAAAAGACCAGCAGAUACUGCUUAACGAAAUGAAGGGAGAGAUUAAAGCCCUUGAACAGGAGCUCUGCGCUGAAAAGGUCAAUAAAACCUUCAUCGAGUUGGAACUGGAAGAAGCUCUGGAAAGCGAGAAGACUCAAUCACAAAAGAUACACUGUGAACUGAGCAAGCUGAGAGAAGCUGUCCAAGCACAGGAGGAGCAGGCCAAGCUGCGUCGCAAGCCUCCUCCUUGUCCUCCUGAGACCAGAAAAAGGUCAAGAGCCGUCCUUGUGGCUGAGCUUCGGGAGCAGACAGAGGAAAACACCGCCCUCGUGGUUGCUUUGGAGGAGGCCGAGCGGGAGAAGUCAUCCCUCUCUGAUCUGACUAAAAAGCAGGAAGAUCAGAUUGCCUGCUUGGUUUCUCAGCUUCAUGUGGAAAAACUGAGAAACACAGAGCUCGCGGCCGCUCUGGAGGCGGCCGAAUGGGAGCUCGAGGCCGGACGGCACCAGCAGCAGGACAAGGCGCAGGUCGAAGAAGAGCUGGAGAAGCAGCAAGUGGACACCAAAAGGUUGUCAAAAGUCGUGGAUCAGUCUGAAGACUCGCCGCGGACUAAGACCUGCUUCUUCUGUAAAGACAAGAAAAGCACCGCCGAGGAGGCGACAGCGGGAUACAUCGACCUCAUUCUGUCUCAGCUGGAACAACAAAAGCAGAAGAAACAGAAGCUCGCGGCUGUUCUGAAGAAGACCGAGCAGGGAAAUUCAUCCUUUUCAGCACAGCUUCAGGGUGCCAAUCUUGCCCAGCCGGAUGCUCGGAUCCAAAUCACCAAGGACCUCAUGGCUGAUCUGACUAGAAAGCUGGAAGGUCAGACUGCCACCUUUGUUGCUCAGCUUCAUGAGCAAAAACUGAGAAACACCGAGCUCUUGGAUGCUCUGGAGGCGGCCGAGUGGGAGCUGUUGGCCGGAUGGCGCCAGCAGCAGGACAUAGCGCUGGUUGAGGAAGAGCUGGAGAUGCUGCGAGUGGAGACCGAAGGGUUGGCAAAAGUUGUGGAUCAGUCCAAACAAUUGCCGCGGACUCAGCCCUCCAACAAGAAAAGCACCAUCCAGGAGUCGACAGAGGAACACAUGGCCCUCAUUCUGUCUCAGCUGGAACAACAAAAGCAGAAGAAACAGAAGCUCGCGGCUACUCUGGAGAAGGCUGAGUGUGAGAUCGAGGCCGGACGGAUCCGGUGGCAGGAAGAGGCGCAUGUCGAAGAGGCGCAUGUCGAAGAAGAGCUGGAGAAGCAGCAAGUGGAGACCACCAAUGCGGCGACAGAGGAACACAUCGCCCUCAUUCUGUCUAAGCUGGAACGACAAAGGCAGAAGAAAAAGAAGCUCGCGGCUGCUCUGAAGAAAGCUGAGCAGGAAAAUUCAUCCCUCUCAGCACAGCUUAAGGACCUCACGGCUGAUCUGACUAGAAAGCAUGAAGCUCAGACCGCCUCCUUUGUUGCUCAGCUUGUUGAGGAAAAAGAGAGGAACUCCACUCUCGCGGCUACUCUGAAGAAGACUAAGCGGGAGCUGAAGGACAAGUCAUCCCUCCUUCAGGCCACAGAAGACCUCAACGAGACUCUGCGUGAAAAGGAGCAGGAGUGGAAUGAGUCGGAGAGCACCCUGAAGACCCAGCUGGCUGAUCUACAGAACCAGAUCGCCAAGAAAAAGAACAAGUGGCUCAGGAGGCUCUUCUGCUGCACGACUCAACACUGAGGCGAAAAAAACGCACCACAUACACUCACACAAACACAUGUUCUUGUAUACUUGUGAGGACUGAUCAGUCUUAACCCCCUAAACAGCUCUUAGGCGGCGUAUGACUUGGUUUUUGACUGUGUGAAGUGAAGUGAGUUCACUUUUCUGGUCUAAAACUGAUACUGGUCCUCACAAAUAUAUGAUUACUAAUGCACACACACACAAGUUCUUGUAUACUUGUGAGGACUGAUCAGUCUUAACCCCCUAAACAGCUCUUAGGCGGCGUAUGACUUGGUUUUUGACUGUGUGAAGUGAAGUGAGUUCACUUUUCUGGUCUAAAACUGAUACUGGUCCUCACAAAUAUAUGAUUACUAAU
This is a messenger RNA of Sebastes umbrosus (honeycomb rockfish), 2632 nucleotides long. RefSeq names its product calponin homology domain-containing protein DDB_G0272472-like. Lineage: Eukaryota; Metazoa; Chordata; Actinopteri; Perciformes; Sebastidae. The record is from RefSeq and is a predicted model, not a curated record. Bases 262 to 2277 code for a protein of 671 amino acids. The transcript is spliced from 2 exons.